UAGCUGAUUUUUAAUGGAAGAUCUACAUGGGGGUACAGAGGCCCAUUUCCAGCAACCAUCACUCCUGUGUUCUAAUGGUACAUUGUGUUAGCUAAUUGUGUUGAAAGGCUAAUUGAUGAUUAAAAAACCCUUGUGCAAUUAUGUUAGCACAUGAAUAAAAGUGUAAGUUUUCAUGGAAAACAUGAAAUUGCCAGGGUGACCCCAAACUUUUGAAUGGUAGUGUAGAUACCUAAAGCUGUAAUCCUGUCAAGUCAAAAUUUCAUUACAGUUAUCCUAAUUCAGAGUUUUCACUAGGUGACGUGGCAUUGCAGAUGUCUGUGGUAACAGCAGAAGCUUUUCAUACAUGCUGUGGCAGUGGAAUUAUAACCACAUAUAACAAAAUGUUGUACCACCAUGUGAAAGCAGCCUGAGGAGGGAAUUCACCACAACUUCCUUGAUGAUGAACUCUUCCUUUUUCCACUGUGUUUUCUAAAGAUCUAAUACACCACUGCAACUGAUAUUAUUUCUGCAACCACUAUUCAAAUGUUUGUCUCGACCAAUAUCCAAUGAGGAGCCUUGCAUGAGCAGCAUCAUACACAACCUAUGUGACAUUUCUGCUAACUCUUACUGUUACUGCUUAGUACUGAAUUAUGUAUGUCACAGACUGUCAGAACAACAUUAUAAAUAUCUUGAAUAAAAUUUCUGACCAGUCACAAUGUAAUUAUGGCUUGAUGUUGUCAGCAUUGGUAAUUUUACUUCUAGUCGCACUCGGCUAUUAAAUGUGAAGAUGACUUGCCAGGCUGUAAUGUUUGGACUGACCAGUACUCGGCCUUCUAAGAUGAAUUAGACAGUGGCCUGAUGCUCUUUGGCUGUCAUUGCUUGCUUUUGUGUCCCCGUCAUCAUAUGCUACUCUUAACGCCUGAACUCCCUAUAGAGACAAGGGAUUUGAUGCACUGAGCAAUAUUGUCAUUGGUUUCUUUUUUACCACUUGUGUUUUAAGGUUUUUCCUUAAUCUAAGCAGUGCACUAACAAAUGCCACUGCCAUCUAGCUGAGUUUAAGACAGAGCUAAAAAGUGAAUUAGAUCCUGGAAGAAGUCAGGUUCAGCAGCAUCAUGGAUUUUGCCGUGCACUUAUGCUUGUUUACUUACUCCAUGUUUUACUGUCACUGGUAAGCAGGAGGAAAUGUGAGAGAAUGGAAUGUUCAAAGGUAAAUAUUGUGCUGAAAAUUCUUCAGUCAGCCAGCAAUUCUGGUUAGAUUACCAAAAGAUGUAGUGGGUGUGGUGAUGUGACCUUGUUAAAUAACCUCACAGUUAUUCACAAAUUGACAGAUUUACUUUCCUACCCUCAGUUUCAUUUCCUUGGAAAGGUUUGCUUUUAGAAUGACAAACCAGCUGGGCAUUUAAAUCAGGUCACGUGGUGUAUUACAUACCAGCUGCAGCAAGCCAGGAAUGUGAAACUUAGAGCCACUGUUUCUUUAUUCUUCCUUCCUCAUUUACUCCUCUAUCUGGUUCCCCUCCUGUUUUAUCAUUUGCAAACCUGUUGUGCUUACUUUUAUUACCAUGCUAUCUAGUCUAUAAUGAGUCUUUAUUAACACUGUGCCUUGUUGGAUUACUUUUAAAAUAUAAACAGGUAUUUACAUGAAGUAGUGCCUCAGACAAAUAGGUUUAUUGUACUGUAGGUCAUGAAAGAUUGUCUGUGUGCUGCUCUUCCACACCCAGCUGCCUUAGUCUGCUUUGUGGUUUCUUCCUUAUCCUGCUUUACCUGUGUGUGGUGACACCAUUUACAGUAAUUUGAGUGUGGCUCUGUUUAAUGAUGAUGCCAAUUACUUUCAGUUUCGUUUCUCUCUGUUUGCUUAGAAUGAAACACAGCAGGGGAGGAGGGAGGGAGGAGUAUAUAAGAGAGAAAGGAAACUUGCUGUUUCACAUACAGUGUUUCUUCUGGGGGAGUUGGACUGCAUGUCUUGUUAUUUGAAAGUUUAGCAUUAAUCACAAUGGAGGAGGCCCAGGAAAAUAUAGUGGCCAUGGUGAAGAAGCACCCAGAUGGGAUCCCGCUGAAAAAGCUUGCACUGUACUACAACAAGACAUAUCACAAGAACCUGUCUUUGUCUAUGUUGCACUUUGAUUCCAUGGCCAGUCUGGUGGCUUCUCUGCAUGAGGAUCUGGUUGUGGAGCAGGAGGUGGUGUUUCACAGGGACCAUUGCAGUGGAAGUCGGGCUGUAGCUGGACCUGCAUGUGGAGCAUCGGCUAGACAUGAGGAAUCAUCGAAAGCUUCAGAAGACAAUGAAAUGACUGAGAAAAUUCUGAAAAAUGUAGUCGACAUGAUUAAAGAACAUCCAAACGGGCUUCCUCUCAAGAAGGUGACUUCAGCCUACAACCAGAAAUACCACCACAACCUGUCCUCAGCCUCUUUAGGCUACAAACGUAUUUCCCGCCUGGUCCGAUCUUUGGAAGAUCUUGUUGUGAGGGGGGACAUGGUUUUCCAUAAGAUUCACCUGCCCCAGAAUCAACCUCAAGUUGGGCUGUCAAGAAAAGCUACAGAGGACAGCAGGCCUGCAACACCACGGACACCAGAGUCCCUUACUGAGAAUAGGAGCAAUGCUCCUCUUGCUGCAGUCACACAGCCUGAUGCCAGCCCUCAUUGUGGGUCACUCACACCAACAAGGAUGAACCUUACAGGCUCUUCUGUGAUUUCCACUGGCUCUUUCUUCUCCACCCCUUGCAUUCCUGUUACACCACUCUUUCCUGCAUCCAAGCCAGCUAAGAAAUUGACCCAACAGAAGCUAUACCAGAGGGUCUUGGAGGUUAGCGAUGUAAAACAAAUGUACAGAUCAUUAUGUAUGCACAUCUUUUAAAAGAGGGGCCAAAAUUCAACGAUAUUUUUGACUUGUAAUCAAUCCAUCUCAUAUUGAGUUGAUAGCAACUCUCAAUCAACUGAUUUGUUUUUGGUGAAUUUUUAAAUGAGGCAUGUAGAAUCGAGUGAUUUUAAGGAAAGAACAAUUUUCUUUUUAGAUUUGGUAACAACAGGAAAAUAAACAACCAGAAAAAUAAAAUAAACCGGAAAAUAAAAUAAACAAUCAGAAAAAUAAGAUAAACAUCUGGCAAAAUAAAAUAAACAGCCAGAAAAUAAAACAUACAACUGGAGAAAUAAACAAUCAGAAAAAUAAAAAGAAAAAAAACACAAAAAUAAAAUAAAGCCAGUUGCAGCUGAUGAGGAUCAUCAUCAAGGUCCACGGAGAAGGGAGAAGAAAAAAGCAACAUCUCAUUUCCAAUAGCUGAGAGUUGUUUAAACUCAUUGUUGAUAUUGAUAUUUUCCUGUGGAAAACUGUUCAUUACCUCCUGUAGAGCUGAGAAAUGUGCAGUGUCAGGCUCAGUUUGUGACGAGUGUUUUUGGAAAAGUUGUAGCUUGGUUCCAAAGGUUUUGAUGUGUGCAGACAACUGGCUCACUGCUGCAUCUUAUGCUUGAAGACUCACGUUCAGUGCAUUCAGAUGCUUCUUUAGGUCAACUAAAAACACCAAAUCUGCCAGCCAUAUAGGAUCUGAUCAGUUUCCCCACUGAGACAGAAAAAGUGCUGCUGUGAAGCAAAGACAUUUUCCAGUUACUUCACGUUCUUAAUGCAGUCACUCCUGGAUAAGUUGUCGUGCCCUAGAAUGUUUUGACUGACAGGGUCUUUUUUUUUUUUUUUUUUUUUAAAUCUGCAGUUUCCAUUUCAGAAAUCAUCUGGAAAUGAUGGCAGAAAAGUUACAUAUUCAGAGGGGGUCAACAGAGUCUUGCUGCUAACAUUCAGCAACACAGAAAAUUGCAUUUUGCAUCAGAGAUAUGCAUAUUCUGUUUGACAGCACUGGCAGGCCAGAAAUUAUACAUUAUAUGAUAAAUGCAUGUUUUUAAAGAGACAAGCUAAUAGGGCUCCUUCUGUUCUUCUCCUCCACAUCCUGACUCUUCCUGCCCAGAUCUGCCUUCAUAGUUGUGCUACUUCCUCCUCAGCUUCAAGGUAGUUUUAUGGGCAUAUUUUUAAAUUAAUAUUCAACCCUACCAUUCAAAUGAAAAUAAAGACAGAUAUUUUGUUGUUGCA
This is a messenger RNA of Amphiprion ocellaris (clown anemonefish), 4048 nucleotides long. Its product is annotated as sulfotransferase 2B1-like. Gene Ontology annotation, molecular function: sulfotransferase activity. The transcript has 2 exons. Gene Ontology annotation, biological process: sulfation. Lineage: Eukaryota; Metazoa; Chordata; Actinopteri; Pomacentridae. The record is from RefSeq and is a predicted model, not a curated record. The coding region runs from base 1970 to 2830 and encodes 286 amino acids. Gene Ontology annotation, cellular component: cytoplasm.